Strongyloides ratti is the source of this 1419-nucleotide messenger RNA. Its product is annotated as Protein encore. The record is from RefSeq and is a predicted model, not a curated record. Gene Ontology annotation, molecular function: nucleic acid binding. NCBI's taxonomy places the organism in Eukaryota, Metazoa, Nematoda, Chromadorea, Rhabditida, Strongyloididae. The coding region runs from base 1 to 1419 and encodes 472 amino acids. The transcript has a single exon.
AUGAAUAUUUCAUCAAAAGAGACAACUGCUCCUGAGCAUUCAAAUAAUCAUCAAAGACAACCUUUAAGCAAUUUUAAAAGAAAAAAUACUAAUCAAAAUUCAAGAGGUGGAAGUUUAUCACGUCGCACUGAGUCCUGUACUUCCUCUACCAAUAAUACUGAUGGUGGCCGUUCUAGUAGUUAUUCACAUUACUUUUCCAAUGAUUCUAUUGUAUCAACAGACCAAAAUAAGAAGAGUAUUAGAAAAUUUUUAGUUUCAACGUUACAUAAAAAUGUCAAAGAUAGAAAAAUUCUUUUAGAAACAGAAGAGAAAUUAUCUAAUUUUAUAAAUUGUGAUGAUAGAACUUUAAAAUUCGAUCCAAUGACUUCAUACGAUAGAAUGUUAAUUCAUCGCACUGCCUCAUUCUUCAAUUUGGAUCAUAAUGUUGAUCAGUCAGGAAAAUGUGUUGUUAUUACGAAGAAUGAAAAAUCUAGAUGCCCAGAUGAAUCGUUUAAUAGUAUGAUAAAAAGCGAUCAUUUCAGUGAUACAAGAGGUCGUUAUCGAUCCAGAAGAGGAACAUCUAAUCCAUCAUUUUAUUAUUCUGGGAAUGUUAAUGAUUAUUCAUAUCAAAAUUCUAUUUCAUCUCCUGUUGAUUUUGAUUAUAACAAUCAAAAAACAACUCAACAAUAUGACAAUCGUACAACAUAUAAUGGAUGUGGAUAUAAAGGAAGACAAUCUGGACAAGGAUUUUACCAUGAUAGUGGAAUGAGUGAUUUAACAAAUGAAACAAUUAGUCCAAGAUAUGAAAGUCCUCUUGAGUGUUAUGGUGUUCCACAAUCUCCUUUACCAAUAACUAAUAAUUAUAAUGUUGGUAUUCAAGCUUCAUCUGAAAAUAAUCAAAUAGCUGAAGAAGUAGGAAAAAUAAGUGAUGAAUUAUCACAACGUAUAGAAAUAAGUAGUGAAACUAAUGAAGGUACUAUUAUUUCACCAACACCACCACCACCACCACCACAAAAUAUUCCCCAAUAUUAUUAUCAUCCACAGCAACCAUAUAAUAGAAGUUACUUUCCUCCUUAUGCUUUUGAUCCUUCAAUACAAUAUCAACAACCACCGUGGAAUCCUUAUCAACAACAAUUUGUAUCUCAACAAUAUAUUCCCGGAAGAGUUGUUUAUUAUCAACAUUUUUAUCCGACACCACCACCACAACCUCAAGAAAAUUGCAUUUAUCCUAUAGUUUCAUCAUCAUCACCUGGUAUUGUAUAUCCACAACAUAUAGGUCCAUACAAUUCAUAUUAUUCACAACAAACGGUUUUUGAGAAUGAGGAACAAAUUGAAGAACCUCCAUCAUCAAGUGGUAAUUAUAGUGAAGACAAUACUAUUCAACCUCAAGAUUAUUCUACCUCUUCAAAGGAGGAUGAUACCAAUAAGACGGAGACAUGA